Physeter macrocephalus (sperm whale) is the source of this 7165-nucleotide messenger RNA. RefSeq names its product kinase D interacting substrate 220 (gene KIDINS220). Gene Ontology annotation, molecular function: PDZ domain binding; protein kinase regulator activity. Gene Ontology annotation, biological process: nerve growth factor signaling pathway. The record is from RefSeq and is a predicted model, not a curated record. The coding region runs from base 172 to 5352 and encodes 1726 amino acids. The transcript has 30 exons. Lineage: Eukaryota; Metazoa; Chordata; Mammalia; Artiodactyla; Physeteridae.
AGAUGGGGGGAAAAUGGCCGCCGGCUUCGGUGAGGGCGACUCGCUGAAAGCCGCGGUCUCUCCCUUUCUAGUCUUCUGACAGCGCCUGCGGCAAAGCGGGCCCUUUCCGCCCGAGCUGUGGAAGCCGUCCUGGGGCCGGGUUCUGAGACGGUAUUGUAGCUUUCUGUGAAAAUGUCAGUUCUCAUAUCACAGAGCGUAAUAAAUUAUGUAGAAGAAGAAAACAUUCCUGCUUUGAAAGCUCUUCUUGAAAAAUGCAAAGAUGUAGACGAGAGAAAUGAGUGUGGCCAGACUCCAUUGAUGAUAGCUGCUGAACAAGGCAAUCUGGAAAUAGUGAAAGAAUUAAUUAAGAAUGGAGCUAAUUGCAAUCUGGAAGAUUUGGAUAACUGGACAGCACUUAUAUCAGCGUCAAAAGAAGGCCACCUGCACAUUGUGGAAGAACUGCUUAAAUGUGGGGCUAACCUGGAGCACCGUGAUAUGGGAGGAUGGACAGCUCUUAUGUGGGCAUGUUAUAAAGGCCGUACUGAAGUGGUUGAGUUGCUUCUUUCUCACGGUGCCAAUCCAAGUGUUACUGGUCUGCAGUACAGUGUUUACCCAAUCAUCUGGGCAGCAGGGAGAGGCCAUGCAGAUAUAGUGCAACUUUUACUGCAAAAUGGUGCUAAAGUCAACUGCUCCGAUAAGUAUGGAACCACCCCGUUGGUUUGGGCUGCACGAAAGGGUCAUUUGGAAUGUGUAAAACAUUUAUUGGCUAUGGGAGCUGAUGUUGAUCAAGAAGGAGCUAAUUCAAUGACUGCACUUAUUGUGGCAGUAAAAGGAGGCUACACACAGUCAGUAAAAGAAAUUUUGAAGAGGAAUCCAAAUGUAAAUUUAACCGAUAAGGAUGGAAAUACAGCUUUGAUGAUUGCAUCAAAGGAGGGACAUACAGAAAUUGUACAGGAUCUACUUGAUGCUGGAACAUAUGUGAACAUACCUGAUAGGAGUGGAGAUACUGUUUUAAUUGGCGCUGUCAGAGGUGGUCAUGUGGAAAUUGUUCGAGCACUUCUUCAAAAAUAUGCUGAUAUAGACAUUAGAGGACAGGACAAUAAAACUGCUUUAUAUUGGGCUGUUGAGAAAGGAAAUGCAACAAUGGUGAGAGAUAUCUUACAGUGCAAUCCAGACACUGAAAUAUGCACAAAGGAUGGUGAAACACCUCUUAUAAAGGCUACCAAGAUGAGAAAUAUAGAAGUAGUAGAGCUGCUGCUGGAUAAAGGAGCUAAAGUAUCUGCCGUAGAUAAGAAAGGAGACACUCCUUUGCAUAUUGCUAUUCGUGGGAGGAGUCGGAAACUGGCAGAACUUCUUUUAAGAAAUCCCAAAGAUGGACGGUUACUUUAUAGGCCCAACAAAGCAGGCGAGACUCCCUACAACAUUGACUGUAGCCAUCAGAAGAGUAUUUUAACUCAAAUAUUUGGAGCCAAUGAAAUGAAAACUUUUGCAGGACAACAGAUUGAACCUCUUUUUCAGUUUUCAUGGCUUAUAGUAUUUCUGACCCUGCUCCUUUGUGGAGGGCUUGGUUUAUUGUUUGCUUUUACGAUUGACCCAAAUCUUGGAAUAGCGGUGUCAUUGAGCUUCUUGGCUCUCUUAUAUAUAUUUUUUAUUGUCGUUUACUUUGGUGGACGAAGGGAAGGGGAGAAUUGGAAUUGGGCCUGGGUCCUCAGUACUAGAUUGGCAAGACAUAUUGGGUAUUUGGAGCUCCUCCUCAAAUUGAUGUUUGUGAAUCCGCCUGAAUUGCCAGAGCAAACCACUAAAGCUUUACCUGUGAGGUUUUUGUUUACAGAUUAUAAUAGGUUGUCCAGUGUAGGUGGAGAAACAUCAAUGGCUGAAAUGAUUGCCACCCUCUCGGAUGCUUGUGAAAGAGAGUUUGGCUUUUUGGCAACCAGGCUUUUCCGAGUAUUCAAGACUGAAGACACGCAGGGUAAAAAUAAAUGGAAAAAAACGUGUUGUCUCCCAUCUUUUGUCAUCUUCCUUUUUAUCUUUGGCUGCAUCAUUGCCGGAAUUACUCUUCUGGCUAUAUUCAGAGUUGACCCAAAGCAUCUGACAGUGAAUGCCGUCCUCAUAUCAGUUGCGUCGAUAGUGGGAUUGGCCUUUGUGCUGAAUUGUCGUACAUGGUGGCAGGUGCUGGACUCUCUCCUGAAUUCUCAAAGGAAACGCCUCCAUAAUGCUGCCUCCAAACUGCACAAAUUGAAAAGUGAAGGAUUCAUGAAAGUUCUUAAGUGUGAAGUAGAAUUGAUGGCCAGGAUGGCAAAAACCAUUGACAGCUUCACUCAGAAUCAGACAAGGCUGGUGGUUAUCAUCGAUGGGUUAGAUGCCUGUGAGCAGGACAAAGUACUCCAGAUGCUGGACACCGUCCGAGUUCUGUUUUCAAAAGGCCCAUUCAUUGCUAUUUUUGCAAGUGAUCCACAUAUUAUUAUAAAGGCAAUUAACCAGAACCUCAACAGUGUGCUUCGUGACUCAAACAUCAAUGGACAUGACUAUAUGCGCAACAUAGUUCAUCUGCCUGUUUUCCUCAAUAGUCGUGGACUAAGCAGUGCAAGAAAAUUUCUUGUAACUUCAACAACUAAUGGAGAUAUUCCAUGCUCAGAUAAUACAGGGUUGCAGGAAGAUGCUGACAGGAGAGUUUCACAGAACAGCCUUGGAGAGAUGACAAAACUUGGUAGUAAGACGGCCCUUAAUAGACGGGAUACUUACCGAAGAAGGCAGAUGCAGCGCACGAUUACUCGGCAGAUGUCCUUUGAUCUUACAAAACUGCUGGUUACAGAGGACUGGUUCAGUGACAUAAGUCCUCAGACCAUGAGAAGAUUACUUAAUAUUGUUUCUGUGACAGGGCGAUUACUGAGAGCCAAUCAGAUAAGUUUCAACUGGGACAGGCUUGCUAGCUGGAUCAACCUUACUGAGCAGUGGCCAUACCGAACUUCAUGGCUCAUAUUAUAUUUGGAAGAGACUGAAGGCAUUCCAGAUCAAAUGACAUUAAAAACCAUCUAUGAAAGAAUAUCAAAGAAUAUUCCAACAACUAAGGAUGUUGAGCCACUCCUGGAAAUAGAUGGAGAUAUAAGAAAUUUUGAAGUGUUUUUGUCUUCAAGGACCCCAGUUCUUGUGGCUCGAGAUGUAAAAACCUUUUUGCCAUGCACUGUAAAUCUAGACCCCAAACUGCGGGAAAUAAUUGCAGACGUUCGCGCUGCAAGAGACCAGAUUAAUAUCGGAGGACUUGCGUAUCCCCCGCUACCUCUGCACGAAGCUCCCCCUAGACCACCGUCGGGCUACAGUCAGCCUGCGUCGGUCUGCUCUUCUUCCACCUCCUUCAAUGCCCCGUUUGGAGGUGGGGUUGUGUCACCACAGCCUCAUAGCAGCUAUUACAGUGGUAUGACAGGACCCCAGCAUCCGUUCUACAACAGGCCAUUCUUUGCCCCUUACCUUUACACGCCAAGGUACUACCCUGGCGGCUCCCAACAUCUCAUCUCACGUCCAUCAGUAAAAACGAAUUUGCCCAGAGAUCAGAGCAAUGGCCUAGAGGUUAUCAAGGAGGAUGCUGCUGAGGGGCUUUCUUCACCCACAGACUCCUCGAGGCCGUGUGACUCUGGGUUUAACAAACAGAGACAGGGAUCAGGCCCAGCCUCAGGAACAAUAUCACUGAAUUCAAUGAAUGUGGAUGCGGUUUGUGAGAAACUGAAACAAAUAGAAGGGCUGGACCAGAGCCUGCUGCCUCAGUAUUGUGCGACCAUCAAGAAGGCAAACAUAAAUGGCCGUGUGUUAGCUCAGUGUAACAUUGAUGAACUGAAGAAGGAAAUGAAUAUGAAUUUUGGAGACUGGCAUCUUUUUAGGAGCACAGUCCUAGAAAUGAGAAAUGCAGAAAACCAGCUGGUCCCUGAGGACCCACGUUUACUGAGUGAAAACGGCAGCUCAGUUCCUCACGGUGAAUCUGCGCACCGCUCGUCACACGAGUUGCCUCACACCGAGCUCUCCAGUCAGACUCCCUACACACUGAACUUCAGCUUCGAAGAGCUGAACACACUCGGCCUGGAUGAAGGGGCUCCACGUCACAGUAACCUCAGUUGGCAGUCACAAACUCGCAGAACCCCAAGUCUAUCGAGUCUCACUUCCCAGGAUUCCAGUAUUGAAAUUUCAAAGCUUACUGAUAAGGUGCAGGCUGAGUAUAGAGAUGCCUAUAGAGAAUAUAUUGCCCAGAUGUCUCAGUUAGAAGGGGGCCCGGGUUCCACAGCAAUGAGUGGCAGGUCUUCUCCACACAGCACAUAUUAUAUGGGUCAGAGUUCAUCCGGGGGCUCCAUUCACUCUACUCUAGAACCAGAGAAAGGGAGGGAUAGUGAACCGAAGCCAGAUGAUGGAAGGAAGUCAUUUUUAAUGAAGAGGGCAGAUGUUACAGAUUAUUCCUCAUCAGGGGUUUCCACUAACGACGCCUCCCCCCUGGACCCUAUCACUGAAGAAGAUGAAAAAUCUGAUCAGUCAGGCAGCAAGCUUCUCCCCAGCAGGAAGUCCUCAGAAAGGUCAGGUCUCUUCCAGACAGAUCUGAAGCUGAAGGGAGGUGGGCUGCGCUAUCAGAAACUUCCAAGUGAUGAAGAUGAGUCUGGGACAGAAGAAUCAGACAAUACUCCACUGCUCAAAGACGACAGAGACAAAAAAGCUGAAGGGAAAGUAGAGAGAGUGUUGAAGUCUCCCGAACACAGCGCGGAGCCUAUUAGAACCUUCAUUAAGGCAAAAGAGUAUUUAUCAGACGCCCUCCUUGACAAAAAGGACUCAUCUGAUUCGGGAGUGAGAUCCAAUGAGAGCUCUCCCAAUCACUCCCUUCACAAUGAAGCAGCUGAUGACUCCCAGCUUGAAAAGGCAAAUCUCAUAGAGCUCGAAGAUGACAGCCACAGUGGAAAACGGGGAAUACCACAUAGCUUGAGUGGCCUGCAAGACCCACUUGUAGCUCGGAUGUCCAUUUGUUCAGAAGACAAGAAAAGCCCUUCCGAAUGCAGCUUGAUAGCCAGCAGCCCUGAAGAAAACUGGCCAGCGUGCCACAAAGCCUACAAUCUGAAUCGCACACCCAGCACUGUGACUCUGAACAACAACAGUGCUCCAGCUAAUAGAGCCAACCAGAAUUCCGAUGAAAUGGAGGGGAUUAGGGAGAUGCCCCAAGUCAUUUUGAGGUCUGGUUCCAGUUCCCACUCAACUGCCAUUCAGAAUGAAAAUCUGAAAAGCGUGACGCAUAAGAGAAGCCAGCGUUCAAGUUAUAUGAGGCUCUCAAAAGAUUCUUCAGAGCUGCACGCAGUAGCCUCUUCUGAUAGUACAGGCUUUGGAGAAGAAAGAGAAAGCAUUCUUUAAGAAAAACAAGCAACUUUAAGAAAAACAAGCAAAAGUAGAAUAGUGUUACCAUAAUCCCUGUGACAAGACUGACCUGAGUUUUAUGGUGAAUCCAUCCACGCACAUCACCUGUACAUCUCACUCACAAGUAAUGGAUGAGAAGGUCUUUGGUAAAAGAGACAUACACUGUAUACAACAGUGGGAAGUAUAAGAUAGCCUGGUUCAUCCGUCAGCCCCCGUUGUCUUUGUACUUAGAAGCUUAAAAACCCAAUAUUGUUAUUGCACCUUUCGUUGGCAUAUAACUGCAAGACAGGAUCUGAGUAUAAAGAUAGGUCAGAAAUAGUUUAUUAAAUAUAAAGGGCUUAAUUGGCCAACAAAAAUUAAACGCUAGAGACCCCUUUCGUAGAAAAUUCAUUCAUUAAAUAUUUGAGGGAAGACAUGAUGUUAAAUGAACCAGAAGCACAUUUUGCUCUUAAGGGGUGAAACAUAAGAACUUACAGCUUAUGGAAUAACCUAGAGACUAAAGGUUAAUGCUCUGUAAGUUGCGAACCGGUGUUCUGUAUAAUAGACAAAUUGCUUAUCAAAGAGUUUUUAAAUUUUAAGUAGAAAAUAUAAAGAGGGCUUUAAAAAUUGGUAAGAACGCGAGUCAACAGUGCCCAAAGUAGAGCGCCAGUAACUGGGUCAUUGUGAGCUGCUAGGAGAGUGGCCCGUGGAGAGGGGCCGAUCGCCUUCCUGUGACCUGGAUGCUCUUCUCUCCAGAUCCCAGACCUGGCUUCAAGCACCAUCCACCUGCCCGAGAACCCGCCCUGGUCUACUCUGUAACUCCUUUAAAUCGUGUGCUCAGCUUUCCUUAGUGAGCCGAGCGAUGAGAGGAGAAAAAUGAAUUCUUUCUCUGGGAGAAUCAGGGAGACAUGGAUAAUAAUAGGCACUAAAAAUCUUUAUGAAAUGGGAGACUGAGGACAUAACUACAGCAGAAAGGUCAGUGACAGUUGACAAGUGACAAGGAAAUAUUUAGUUAGGGAAAACGAGAUCACUGCCUUCUGUACCAGGGCAGGGUUUAUCUGCUUCAUCUAUUCCUAAAUCAGCAUGUUAAUUCUUGGGGAGGAUCAUAAGAAACACUUGCAGACAAAAGUUUAAAAACAUGUAACAAAGCAAGAGUAAAAAUAAGAUAAAUCUGGGUGCGACUUUUCACUUACUGUUAGCAGAGUUAAGAGAAUGAUCACAUUUAAGUAUUGUGUGGACUAGAAAUUUACCCUGGCAUCAUGCAUUGACAUUUGUUUGGUCAUUUUGACAUAGCUUACUUAAUGUAGAACAAUUUUGGCAGAAUAUCUUCAGUCACAGAUCAGAGUGUAGGUGGUGAGAUCGUAGACGAGCAGUUACCUAAAUUUAGUGUUUACAUUUGUGAUGUUUUUCACUUACUGGGUUUUUAAUAUGCUGAAUAGUUUAUCUACUUGACCAAUCGUUGCAUUAAAAAGUUGCUCUUUGGGGUUUCAUUGCCUUGAUGUUUGAGUGUAAUCUAACAUUUUCAUAAAGUGUUUAUUUUGCAUGACCUUAGCAAAUGUUUUCACCAAUUAAAAAAGAAGGCAGGAUGUUGUUGACAUUGUAUGUUGAAAUGUUAACAUUUUAGUACUUACAGUGUUUAUUAGUCUGCAGUAUUGUGUAAUUAGUAAUUAUUUCAGGGGCGAUACUUUGUUCCUUUUCGGGUGAGUAGUUGCAGCUUAAUAUCACUGUAGUGUAUUCUUUAUUCUGUUUGUAAAGUUAAUACCAGAGUAUUAAGUGUACAGAUAGAUUUAGAAAAGAAUAAAAAAAGUUGCAUGCUAUUCUGAGUCAUGAA